CCCCGCUCCCCGAUCGGUUGUCCAAGCUUCUCCGGUUCGUCAUAGUAGCGUCAGACAAAGAACACUUUUUGCCCAACCAUAGAAUCCUCCUUCCUCACAAACCCGUCCCACAAACACAAACAACACAAAUAUCAAUAAGCUCCUCCAAAUUUUGCACUUACAAAAUCUCUACAACUUACCCAAUACAAUUUCAACAACCUAACUAGUAGCUUUGCGCAACAUACAUCUUUCAAAAUGUCGUUCCAAGACAAAGUCCAGGGCACCAUCGCCCAAAUUGAUAAGGAAGUAAGUUCCCGCACACUCCGGAUCUUGAUGCGAAUCUCUCCAAGACUGAUGCUUUCCUGGCUACGAUGGACGUGCCAAACUCUGUUGAUGUAUGAACCGUUUGGCUGAUUGUUGACAAAGCUCUCCAAAUACCCAACCUUGAACAACCUCGAAAAGCAAAGCAACGUUCCCAAGGUCUACGCUUUCUUGGGUGUUAUUGCAUUUUACUUCUUUUUCAUCUUCUUCAACAUUGGAGGUCAACUUCUUACAAACCUUGCUGGAUUUGGUCUUCCGGGGUACUACUCUUUAGAAGCUUUGUUCAGUGUUGGAAAAGCGGACGACACCCAGUGGCUCACGGUAAAUAAUUCGCAAAUGAUACUUGAUCGGACUAGUGCUGAUAUAUCUAAACCUCCAGUACUGGGUCGUCUUCGGCUUCUUGACUGUGUUUGAGAGUGUGUUCACCGUUGUAUAUUGGUUCCCCUUCUACUACACCUUCAAGUUCGUGCUCGUUUUGUGGCUCGCACUCCCAGUCACCAGGUAAGAUUCAUAUGACCCUAACCACGCACGCAUCCUCGGAUAGGGCUAAUACUCUUUAUUAGCGGUGCCCAAAUCGUCUUCCGCUCCUUCAUUUCACCAGUCUUUUCCAGAUACUUCUCAGGUGCUAGCAAGGUCAACGCUACUGUUGACAAGUCCUUGUAAUGGAUUAGCAAAGUGUGUACCACUAUCGUGCUGCCGAAAUCAUCCAUCUCAGCAAUACAUGGGCAGAAUGGUGGGAACAUGCGUAGAGCCAUGAAUGAUAAUUGUAGGCGUCAGACUAUGAGUGGCCGGGGUCUUGAGCCGUGGGCGUAGUGGGUAGAGCAGAAACUGCCAGGCAUGAAUGAUGUUAGUGGGACAUUGCAACGAACUUCUUAUCAUCUGUGGGACAAUUCGGGUGCUUUGUUGAUAUUGCCUAAAAUUCACCAAUAGUCUCGUAUUUUUUUGGUUCAAAUUGAUGGGAUAUGUGGUCGGGGACAUUUUGUUGACAAUUUAUUUAGGUAGUGGUACGUAUGAUAUGACAAUAGGAAGGCCGAAUUGAUAAAAUUCGUGCCACAACUACCUCGAAAUGCUUAAUGAAAAAUCUA
Messenger RNA from Sclerotinia trifoliorum, 1385 nucleotides. Lineage: Eukaryota; Fungi; Ascomycota; Leotiomycetes; Helotiales; Sclerotiniaceae. The record is from the annotation of a GenBank genome assembly.